CUAAGCUCAUCGCACAUCAAAGUGCCGUAGAGUUUUCUUUCUUUUUCAGAAUUCCAAUCAAGCUACGAUCAUGACAAAAACGUGCAUGCUGAGUGAAGAGUUAUCAAAACCAAUCAUUGUCCGUGAAGUUUGGGCACAUAACUUAGAGUAUGAAUUCCAUCUCAUUCGUGAUGUUCUUCCUGAAUAUGGUGAAUGUUCUUUGGUCUCUAUAGACACUGAAUUUCCUGGAGUUAUCCAUACACCAAAAGUCGACCAUCGCCACCUUCAACCCUCUGAUUACUACAGAUGCGUCUUGAAGCCUAAUGUUGAUGAUCUUAAACUCAUCCAACUUGGUCUCACUUUAAUCGAUGAUUGCGGUCAACUUCCUGAUUUUGACACCGAUAAUCGCUAUAUUUGGCAAUUCAACUUUUGUGACUUCAACGUUGAGCGUGACCCUCACAACAAGGACUCCAUUGACUUGCUUCGUCGUCAAGGGAUUGACUUCAAUCGUUGUGUCUCUCAAGGUGUCGACUCAUUCCGUUUUGCUGAACUGAUGUUGAAGUCUGGACUUAUGUUCAAGAAAUCAAUGACUUGGGUGACUUUUCAUGGUGCUUAUGAUUUUGCUUACUUGGUCAAGAUAUUGAUCCGAAGAAAUCUGCCUGACACUUUGAAAGAGUUUUUGAACAUUUUGGAAAUAUUAUUCGGACGGAACAUCUAUGAUAUGAAACACAUGAUCCGCUACAGCAAUGCAUUGUAUGGUGGUCUUGAUCGGGUUGCAAGUACACUCAAGGUGGAUCGGGUUGUUGGAAAGUGUCAUCAAUCUGGAUCCGAUAGCUUGUUGACAUGGCACACUUUUGAUAAGUUGGUGCAAACACAUUUCAGUCACAGAGAAUUUGAAAAAUACGCUGGAGUAGUAUUUGGAUUAGAAGUUCCUCGAUAAAUUGUAAAAUCGAAAGUUGUAACAUCAAAAUCAGAAACAUAUUAAAAAAAAUUGUUUCUUUGAACUACU
This is a messenger RNA of Medicago truncatula (barrel medic), 988 nucleotides long. RefSeq names its product probable CCR4-associated factor 1 homolog 11. The record is from RefSeq and is a predicted model, not a curated record. Gene Ontology annotation, molecular function: nucleic acid binding; poly(A)-specific ribonuclease activity. The transcript has a single exon. The coding region runs from base 71 to 919 and encodes 282 amino acids. Gene Ontology annotation, cellular component: CCR4-NOT complex. NCBI's taxonomy places the organism in Eukaryota, Viridiplantae, Streptophyta, Magnoliopsida, Fabales, Fabaceae.